AUGGCUUUAAUCAUGAUUGGAAGGACACUGACGUACCUGACACGAAAUGUACACGCCUCACGGCAACAGGCAGCUGGCAGAGAGGUGGGACAGGAGGACUGUAAGAAGUACCUGAAAAGAAAGCAGGAGCAGGCGGACCAGCCGCUUCAAGUGCCGGCAGUAGACAGCAGUGUGCCGAAGACGUCAGAACUGAUGGGCAUCACCACCAGGGACGAUCCGUACGGGAACGGAACAGAGAUGUUUGAUGCCUUCAUCUGCUACUGUCAGAAAGACCUUCAGUUCGUCCAGGAGAUGAUCAGGGAGCUGGAACAAACAGAGUUCAAACUGAAGCUCUGUGUAUUUGAUCGGGAUGUCUUGCCAGGAACGUGUGUGUGGUCCAUCAGCGGAGAACUUAUAGAAAGGAGGUGUCGGAGGAUGGUGGUUGUCAUUUCAGAUGAUUACCUGGAAAGCGAUGAAUGUGAUUUUCAGACCAAAUUUGCUCUUAGUCUUUCCCCAGGCGCUCGUCUCAAACGGCUGAUUCCAGUCAAGUGCAAAACCAUGAAGAACGAGUUUCCAAGUAUCUUACGGUUCAUUACCAUUUGCGAUUACACCAAUCCUUGCACCAAAAUGGUUCUGGACGAGACUGGCAAAAUCCCUCAUGCUGCCGUGAUGCGAAGUCAUGAGAGCUAGGUGCUCUUUUGUAAUCUAUCCCGGCUGGGCCUUCGGACCGCGGUGUUGUUCGCGCGGGGUCUUUUACCGCUUCAGAACCUGGAUGCUUGCAAUCGGUGUUCGGAGCCUGCGACCGGGAGCAAAGAAUUUUUGUCUAGCACUUUUUAUAACUCGGAAGGGGAA
This is a messenger RNA of Nipponia nippon (crested ibis), 831 nucleotides long. Lineage: Eukaryota; Metazoa; Chordata; Aves; Pelecaniformes; Threskiornithidae. The record is from RefSeq and is a predicted model, not a curated record.